Molecule: messenger RNA, 1303 nt
Organism: Phyllotreta striolata
Lineage: Eukaryota; Metazoa; Arthropoda; Insecta; Coleoptera; Chrysomelidae
Source: the annotation of a GenBank genome assembly
UGUUGAUGCUCAUUGCUCAUCCUCAUUCGAUCAUACUCAUUCAAUCGCCGUAUCGAAGCGUUAAAACAUUCACUGGUCAUUCGAACAUGUGGCUCGUGAAAUUAGGCGCGUUCUUCGCGUUUUGCGCUCUGAACGCCGAAUCCCAGUAUUUCGAUUCCAUCGCGAUAAAAGUGUACCGAAGAGACCAGCCCGUGACGCUCGUAAGAGCUGACAAUGUAAACGACGAGAAAGAAAUCACUGAUGUGCUGAUAGAAAACGAAGUUGUGCCGGUUUUGAAAACGGGGUCCUUCCAAAAUUUGACCCUGUUGAAGAGUAUCUUGAUUCAAGGCAGCAAUUUGCGGAUAUUAGAACCGUCGCCGUUCGUGAACUUGCCCAGUUUGAGGAUAAUCAAUUUGAAUUUCAAUAGGAUCACCGAAGUUCCCGAAGGAGUGUUCGCCAAUUUGACCGUCGCGAAAAUCAGCCUGAGAGGAAACGGGAUAAGAACUUUGAGCCCCUACGCCUUCUACAACCUCACCAACCUGGAGCACCUGGAUUUGAACUCCAACAGCAUCAAGAUAAUCCCCGAAGAUCUCUUCUACCUCACGCAAAACCUGCGAUCUUUGGACUUCGGCUACAACCAGUUGGAGAGUCACAGCGACAUUCGACCUUACAGGUUCUUCCCCGACGUGUUUGCUAACGUUAACGAAGACAAGAAUUCUAUGCUGGAUUUAAGCAACAACAACUUUUUGGAAAUUAACAACAACAUGUUGCUGGGCGUUCAAUUCGUUGGGGAAUUGUUGUUAAGCAACAACAACAUAAGGAGAAUUGGAGACGGGGCUUUGAAGGACCUCAGGUGGAGCAUGCUCGUUGAUUUGGAAGGAAACAACUUGAAGAAAUUGAGUGAUGGGGUUCUAAAGACACUGACAAAUGUUAGGGAUAUUAAUGUUCAAAAUAACCCGUGGGAAAACGACUUUGUUUGUAAAUAUAAUAAGUGGUGCAGCGAUUUUAAUAUCGAAAACACGAUGGAUAUGUCUUGUUUAUCGGCGAAUGAAACAAGUUGGUGGAAUAAUUUCUGAAAUAUUAAUCAAAUUUCGGCGCUGCAUUGAAAAUUAUAGGACAUAUUAUCCAGCAAAAUCCUCGAUUUCCUGCUGUAUAAACCAGUCAUAGCGUCGCUCGUAACAAUAAAACCUUUAAUAUCUGCCAUAUUAUUAAUUAUUAUAGUACUUGCACAACUAUUUUCGUUUAUUGGAUGGCUUUAAUUUCGAUUUGAAAAAUAAUGUGCAGAGGACGCAAUUUAUGUUGACUAAAACCAAUUAAAUAUUCC